AUGGUGCACACGGAAGGCAGCGCCCUGCUGAAAGCUGUCUGGCAGGGCAAAUUCCGGCUGACCCGCCUCUUGCUGGAAGGCGGGGCUUACAUCAACGAGGGCAACGCCCAGGGUGAGACGCCGCUCAUUGCCGCCUGCGUGGCCUCCUACGAGGACCCCCAGAACAAGCCCCGCAUGGUGAGGUACCUGCUGGAGAGCGGAGCUGACCCCAACAGUCCUGACAAGACGGGCAAGUCUGCCUUGAUGCAUGCGUGUGCGGAAGGCGCCGGGGCCGAGGUGGCCACCGUCCUGCUCAAUCACGGGGCGGACCCCAGCGCCAAGGAUUAUUCGGGCGCCUCGGCGUUGGUGUACGCCAUCAACAAAGGGGACCGGGCGACCUUGCAGGUGCUUCUGGAUGCCUGCAAAGCCAAGGGCAAGGAGGUUAUCAUCAUCACCACCGACACCUCCCCUUCGGGAACCAAGAAGACCAAGCAGUACCUCAACUCCCCGCCUUCUCCCGGCGUGGAGGACAAGCCCCCCCUGCCCGCCCUGUGCAUGUCCCCUUCCGACAUUGAGGUCCGCACCUCCCAGUCUCCCGGGGCCAGCGAGAAGGAAGAGGAACGGGACGUUUUCAACUUCAGCUUGGCCACCCGACUCAGCUGCUCGCCCCAUACCAAGGGGAAGGAGACGGAGGAGAAGGGCUCCUCGGGGCUGCUCCCCAAAAGUCAGCCCAAGCAGCUGAAGAGACUGAACUCUGAGCCGUGGGGUUUGGUGGCCCCCUCGGUCUUGGCCGCUUCGUAUCAGGACAAAGCCCGGAGCCCAGAAGACCGGGUACGGAUUGAGAUGAAUGGCUUGAGCCUCGCCAAAAGGCCUCCACUGUCUCGGCGACACAGCGUGGAAGGACAGGAGACCUCCUGCUUCAAGAUGGGGACCCACCCAGGAUCUGGAGAUGACGUCUCGGCCUUGGAUUCUUCCUGGGCAGAGAAGGUCCAGUUGGGCCACCUUCAUCAGACCCUCUCUCGACACAACACAGCCCCAGAAACUCAAGAGGGUCUCCAAGGUCCUAGUCCCAGAAGUGCGGCACAUCACAAGUUGACCUGCUUGGAACAUUUUGAGUCUGAUUCCCUCUGUCCCGAAUCCAUUCCAGGUUCUCCAGAUUCUGGCCGGGUUUCACUGGAGAGGAAGCGGUACAAUGCCUCCCCUUUGACCUUGCCCACCAGCUCCUCCCGGGAAAGUCUAGAGAGCAUCCCCAAUGCCGUCUCCCCGAUGACCAUUCGGCGUAGGACCCCAGGCCUCUUGGAGCGAAGAGGCUCCGGGACGUUCCUCCUCGACCACAUCGCCCACACCCGCCCGGGGUUCCUGCCCCCUCUGCACUUCAACCCUCAUCCUCCCCUCCGCGACAUUCGAGCCAAUGGGAAGCCCCCUUCCCCAGCCCACAAGGGGCUGAUCCCCAUGGCUCCCUCGUCCCCGAAGACCAAGCGGCUCCUCCGAAGACACUCCAUGCAAACGGAGCAGAUGAAGCAGCUGGUCAGUUUUCAGAGCCUGAUUGCGCAAGGCGACUCGGUGGCCACCUAAAACGGGCAACCCCCAGAAACCAGAAUCAACCAGAAUCUUUGUCUUUGGCCUAGUCAAAGUUUAGAGGGCCCAGCCUGUCUUCAUAGUUGGGUUUCCAUUGUCUUCCUCCCUUCUCUUGUUUGGUGUCCUACGUUGUAGCGGCCGUAUUUAGAAUCCUAACCUAACUUGACUUUCUAAACCUGGAGAGUUGGAACCAGCAUUCGGAGAUCACCGAAGAGAUAGGAUCUUGAAAGGGCCAAACAAUUCACAAUUGCUGUCCAGUGGCUACAACUCCGAGGAAACUCACCCAUCUCUGGUCAGAUUUUGGGACAGGAAGAUCUGCAACAAAAUAUUGACCAUGAAAAUAGGAGAUUGUUGAUAUCUAGACACCCUUUCUGUGGUUUGGAUGCCGAGUUGGAGAUGAUGAAUGCAGAAUACACAACAGUAGAGGUUGUUCCUCAAGUGAUGGUCCAAGAAGAGGGACCUCUUGGACAACUGGAGGGAUUUUUGAGAUGAAUGACACAAGAUAGAUUCAUGUCUUGUGGUUCUAGGACUUCUUCAGGGAUCCAUUGGCAUCAGGCAAAAUUCUUCUGUUUCUCUUUCAGGUCUGCUUUCCAGAAGAAAUCUGAGAAAAUUAGAGAAAUCGCUCGGUUGCAGAGAACCAGGAAGAUGUGAAAAUGUUCUAUACAUAGCAAAACCCUCUCUACUUCUCGUCCUCCGGGUCAAAUCCGGGGCAUUCUGCUUUUUCAGAUCAGUAGACCAGUGUUCCUCAACCUUAACGAGAUGAAACUGGUGGCAGGCAAGAAAGACGAGGUCCACACCUGAAGGUUCAAUUAAGCUGCUUUCUUGCGAAAAGCCAAUGCACAGGAAUCUUCUCAACUAGCAAUCAGCACUUGGUUAGCGUUAGAUAAGGGUCAAGGGCACUCCAGGGAGAUUGGACUUGGUUUGCUUGUGGCUACGUAGGGAUUCUAUGCUGAUCCCUCUUUUCACUCCGCUCCUGGGUUCUGCCAUUCCUCCUACGACAGUGGUUCUCAACCUGUGGGUCGGGACCCCAUU
Crotalus tigris (Tiger rattlesnake) is the source of this 2589-nucleotide messenger RNA. It is a transcript of the gene ANKRD34A, whose product is annotated as ankyrin repeat domain 34A. The coding region runs from base 1 to 1554 and encodes 517 amino acids. The transcript has a single exon. NCBI's taxonomy places the organism in Eukaryota, Metazoa, Chordata, Lepidosauria, Squamata, Viperidae. Gene Ontology annotation, molecular function: protein binding. The record is from RefSeq and is a predicted model, not a curated record.